AGGAUAUUUGGAUAUUAUGUGCUAAAGGUGUCCCGCCUUCCCCACCCUACUAUAUAUGUUUAACUGUGUAAUAUAUGAUUGCUUUGGAUAUAGGUAACUCGUAGUUACUGUCCUGUUAUAUUGUUUGAGCAUAUACCAAACGACAAACAUGGAAAACCCAGAGGAAAAUAAAACAGCUUUACCCGGAUAUGCAAUGUCGCAUGAGAUGCAACCGAACACGGGGUUUCAGCAGCCACAAAUGCAACAGAAUAUGGGAUUUCAGCCUCAAAUGCAGCAGAAUAUGGGCCCCCAACAGCCGCAGUAUGUUACGCAAACUACAGUUGUAAACAAGAAUAGCUCUAUGGACGGAAUGCGACAAGCCAUUCCCCAACUACCAAUGCCAUUGGCUAUUUUUCUGUGUGUUGUCAACUUUAUCCUGCCGGGAAUUGGCACCAUUAUUGCAGCCUUCAGCGUGCUAUGCUGUGGUAAUGUUGGGGAAUCCGGUGGAAGUCGGUUUGGAACUUUCUGUAUUAACUUCUGGAUUGGGUUAGCACAGAUUGCGUUGGUAUUUUUCUUCAUUGGCUGGGUAUGGAGUAUUAUAUGGGGGUUUGCGUUCGUAGCUAUAUCAGCGGCGGACCAAGGACAAACAACAACAACUACACAAGUCCAGCAACUUCCUCCCCCGAAAGUUAUUAUGGCUUAAUAAGCUACGAUAUAACAACUCCGAGUGUAUUAUAGUAUGGUAGGGCGGGGUAAGAAGAUACAUGUUUUCAUUCUAUUUUAUCGUCCCAUUUAGUAGGAAACAAAGAAUUUUGGGAAAAUUAUAUAACCGUAUCCUUACAACACUAAAAGGAGCGUUGAUAAUUGUUAAAAACACGAUCAGGAAAUAUGGGAUAUUAUAUGCAAAUUGUAUCCCAUCUUACCCCACAUUACUAUAACCCCUUUAUUAGUUUAUAUAACCUUCCUGCAUAUUUAGAUUGGUGUAUUAGUGUGUUCUAUAUACUCUGCGUGUAUUUUUACGUAGCUUUUUACGUAAGAGAUUACGUAUAGUAGGGUGGGGGAGGAUGGGACACCUUUAUAUUCCAUUUUCUUGUCUCAUUUGGUGGUAAACAAAGAGCAUUCAAUAAGUUAUAAAACCGAUUCUUACGAAUGGACCGUUGUUAAUUGUUUAAAACACAGUCCGGAUAUUUAGAUAUUUUGUGCGAAAGGCGUCCCGUCUUCCCCCACCUUACUAACAUACAUUAAGUAAUACUGUGUUGUUUUUAAUACAAACAUAUGAUGGCCCAUUUUAUGAUACGAUUUUCUCUUGAGCGUUUGUUUAAAAUUCAAAACUCUGCAUUUGGUUGGUCAAGUUAAUGUUUAGAAAUAAUUGAUCAGUGAUUCCUACGAGACAUGAUGAAAACUUCUUAUAGGGAAAUAUUGUUAAUAACGUCGUAGUAUGAAUAUAGCGCAGGGUAAAGUAAACAAAUCAAUCAAAUACAAAGAAAGCGACGAU
Molecule: messenger RNA, 1474 nt
Organism: Ciona intestinalis (vase tunicate)
Lineage: Eukaryota; Metazoa; Chordata; Ascidiacea; Phlebobranchia; Cionidae
Source: RefSeq, a predicted model, not a curated record